Molecule: messenger RNA, 1293 nt
Organism: Orbicella faveolata
Lineage: Eukaryota; Metazoa; Cnidaria; Anthozoa; Scleractinia; Merulinidae
Product: MOB kinase activator 2-like
Source: RefSeq, a predicted model, not a curated record
GAGCACUUGACACGAAUUUCCAUGAAAUUUCUCCUCGGAGUCACCUGAAAGGUUACCGAGCUUUAGAGCUUUUUAUUCGUCUCUUUUAAGCGAUGUAGGGCAAAGAUUCGUGUUGAAGACUCUUCAGAUGUGUAAGCUGAAUAAGUCAGCCUUUCUAGCUCUCCAGAAUCAUGGACUGGUUGAUGGGGAAGGGAAAGAAAAAACCUGUUGAGCCAGAAAUAAAAGAAAAUAAACCAUACUUGGAGGAGCAGUACAUCAACAGUUUCAUCAGAGAAAUUUCAGAAAUCAAAGAACUUGUGCCUCUACCUCCAAGCAUUGACCUUAAUGAGUGGAUUGCCACAAACACCUCAGCAUUUUUCAACCAAGUUGACUUGUUGUAUGGCAGUGUAAGUGAGAGGUGUACUGUUGCUUCUUGUCCUACGAUGUCAGCUCCAGGCUCUGCAGUUUAUUUGUGGCAUGAUGACAAGGGAAAGAAAAUCACAAAAACAAAUGUUUCAGCACCGCAAUAUAUUGAUUAUGUUAUGACUUGUUGUCACAAGUAUCUUCAUGAUGACGCAGUGUUUCCGACAAAAUAUGGUAUGACAUUUCCACCAACCUUUAUGACAACAGUGCGCAAAAUUUUCAAGCUUCUUUUUCAUGUGCAGGCUCACAUGUUCUAUGCGCACUUCAAUGACUUGUUAAACCAUGGACUGAAUUCACAUUUGAAUACGGUCUUAAUUCACUUUGUCUUAUACCAUCAAGAAUUUAACUUGUUGGACCCCAAGGAAACAGUGCCCUUGGACGACCUUCUACAAGCAAUGGGCGUAAUUCAUCAAAGUUAGUUUUAUAAAAUAUCUGGUUUGGGUAUACAUGUAUUUUUAGAUAAAUUUGUGUGUACUGAGUAUAUUUUCAAUAUUGGUGUUCAUAUUUGUGAAGAUCCGAGAUGUUUACAGUAUGUAUACAACAUGAAAAAAUGACUCCAAUUUUAAAUUUAAUUUAAAGCAUAUUUUAGUGCUAGUAUAUUUUAAAUAUGGUUGGUUAUUUUGAUGUUUCAUGGCUUUACAUUACAGUUUGGUGUAGUUUAAGAGCGAAAUAUUUAUAAUUACUGUACAAACUUGGAUUCUUAAGAAUACAAGUUUACAGUUUACAGUGGGGCCCAAUUGUUCAUAGUCCAUGUUUUAAAUUAUUCAUCACAUUCCAUAAUGCAUUACAUUUAGGCCUAGAUGAUAAACCUUUGUUUAUUAAACUUUUUGUCUUAAAAUUCAAGUGCUUUGUUGUUAAAAAUGGGACUAAACUAAUCUAGGACUAGUGUUA